AGACAUCUAAUGAAGAAAUUGAUGGACUUCGCGCAGUUUUAAAACAAAAUAAUAAGAAAUCAUAGUAAUGAAAACAAUUCAAAGUACACCAUGAGCUCUAUGGAAGACUUUAUUAAUGAUACUACUAAUGGCUCUCUAAUUGCUGACCCAACGCUCAUAUUUGGUCCUCAAAGAGAUCCUCUGUAUAUAGUUUUACCUAUUACAAUAAUCUACUCGCUUAUAUUCGUAACUGGGUUAAUCGGUAAUGUAUUUACAUGUUUGGUGAUAGUUAGGAAUAAAAGUAUGCACACAGCUACUAACUAUUAUUUAUUCAGCUUAGCAAUAUCAGACCUACUUCUGUUAGUCAGUGGGAUACCUCAGGAAAUGUAUUCAAUCUGGUCAAAAUGGCCUUAUGUUUUCGGGCACAGUUUCUGCUUACUCCGCGGCCUAGCGUCGGAGACCUCCACCAAUGCGAGCGUGUUGACAAUAACUCUAUUUACUAUCGAGAGAUACUUAGCAAUAUGUCAUCCGUUCGUCUCACAUAAGAUGUCCAAACUUUCACGAGCUACACGGCACGUUAUGAUGCUUUGGGUAGCCGCUUUCGCAUUCGCCUUGCCUCAAGCUCUACAGUUCGGCAUCAGGGAUCAUCAGGGUAUCACUAUGUGUUUGCAAACACGUGUCAUAAUCGAACAUUCUUUUGAAUUAUCAACAUUCUUCUUUUUCUUUGCCCCUAUGGUACUAAUCACAGUUUUGUACUCCCUAAUCGGUUUGAGACUGAGAAAAACUAGUAUAAGUAAAGACAAUAAUGACCAAAGAUUAUUUGAACGAAGUCGCCAUUUGACCCAUGAAGUUCGAAGAAAAUCCAGCCAGUCGACGAGAAGAGUCGUCAAAAUGUUAGUUGCAGUUGUGGUAGCAUUUUUUAUAUGCUGGGCACCAUUCCACGCUCAACGACUCGUUGCAAUCUACGGCACCACGGAAAAUCACCAAGCCAAAUCUCCAAUACUGCUAAUGGUGUACUCAUUCCUCACUUACAUCUCCGGUGUAUUCUAUUACGUGUCUACGUGCAUCAAUCCAAUUUUCUACCACAUUAUGUCUAACAAAUUUCGAGAAGCCUUUAAGAAUACUAUAUUACAUUGGUGCUGUUGCAAAGCUGAGCGAACCAGUGGCAAAAGGUGUUCGUAUACGGCUAUGGCUUUUCUGCGUAAUCAAACUUCAUCUGGAACAGUCAACUCAGGUAACUCACCCAAGAUUGAACUCUCAAAUGGUCAUAAGAAAAAACACGACAGCAAAGAUACUGCUCACACAUACGAGCUCGAUGUGAGGAAUUCUUGUAAUGAAUGCAAAAGGAUUGCAUCUCUUAACCGAGAAUAUAGACUACACACUUGCUUUGAUCAAAAGCUAUUACAAUUACAACCACCAAAAAGAGAUAAAAGACAUAGUUCACAGAACAUGCAGUUGGAUAAAACGAUUUUCGUCAAUGAGCAACGAAAGGCGCAUUCAUUAUAUAGUUCACAUCAAACAUUACCUAGUGGAGAGACUACGCCUGUCGAUUUCAUCGGCAUUCAACAUGAUAGGUCAUAUUCAAUAAACCAACAUGAUAAGGAAUACGGAUAA
This is a messenger RNA of Achroia grisella, 1593 nucleotides long. It is a transcript of the gene Dhr-1, whose product is annotated as pyrokinin-1 receptor-like. Gene Ontology annotation, cellular component: plasma membrane. Bases 91 to 1593 code for a protein of 500 amino acids. The transcript has 4 exons. NCBI's taxonomy places the organism in Eukaryota, Metazoa, Arthropoda, Insecta, Lepidoptera, Pyralidae. Gene Ontology annotation, biological process: neuropeptide signaling pathway. The record is from RefSeq and is a predicted model, not a curated record. Gene Ontology annotation, molecular function: neuromedin U receptor activity.